UCUAACCCAUUUCAAUGUAGAUAAAUUAAGCGGAGAGUAGAUCUACCGUUUCCCAAUGCAAAGAAACUCACAUAACUUUGAAAAGAUAGCUGUGAAAGAUCAUUAGUUUCACACUAGCCUGUCACUAAGACAUUUGACCCUGUAUGUGUUUAUGUGAACAGAGUUGUUGAGGUCAUUGACUGUUCUUAUUGAAAACAAUUAGGUGUUACCGCUAACCGUUCAACUGUUCCUCACAGGUUCCUCUGCCAUGUCACAGCCAAUUACUGCAAGUUACGAAAAUGCCAGCAAAGUAGCAGACCACAUCAAGAAGCAAAUACGAAUAGUGCCAGAGAUAGGAAUAAUCUGUGGAAGUGGGCUUGGUAACUUGGCUGAUGGAAUAGAAGAUAAAACUGUCAUUCGAUAUGAAGACAUACCAAAUUUCCCUCGGACAAGCGUGGUCGGACAUGCGGGCAAUCUAGUUUUCGGUCAACUUGGAAAUCGUAAAGUGGUUGCCAUGCAAGGCAGGUUCCACAUGUAUGAGGGCUACUCUAAAGAACAAAUCGCUCUUCCUAUUCGCGUGUUGAAAUUUUUGGGAGUCAAAGUGCUUAUAGUAAGUAAUGCAUGUGGUGGUCUGAACAGAGGUUUCAAAUGUGGUGAUUUCAUGGUGAUAAAAGACCACAUAAGCCUACCCGGUCUAGCUCUGAAUAAUGUGCUGAUGGGAUCAAAUGAGGAGAAGUUUGGGCCCAGAUUCUUAGCAACCUCAAAUGCAUACAACUCCGAAAUUCGUAAAUUGGCCAUUCAAUUAUCUGAGAAAAUGAAUAUUCGUCAUUUGGUUCAUGAAGGUGUAUAUGCUUUUACUGGUGGUCCAACAUACGAAUCCCCUGCUGAAUGCAAAAUGCUGCUCGCGAUGGGUGCAGACGUGGCUGGCAUGAGUACGGUUCCAGAAGUGUUAAUUGCACGUCAUUGUGGAAUGACUGUCUUUGCUGUUUCAUUGGUUACAAAUGUGUGUAUUCUCGAUGUAGAGAGUAAGGCAAUAGCCAAUCAUGAGGAGGUUGUAGCUACUGCAAACAAAAGUGCUCAAAUUUUACAGUCAUGGAUUAAGGAAAUAAUAAACAAUGUUUCAAUUAAUAAUUAACUAACUAAUAGAGAGGAAAAUAAGUGAUGACAGUUUCACUCAUCCCCUGCGACAAAUCAAUUUCAUCUACUUACUGCCUGCAUGCAUUCUGUUUGAAUGAUUCUUAUGUUGUUGUAUCCUACCUAACAUAAAACACAAUGAUUGUGCUGCUACAGAUGCUGUAUCUUAUGACUAUCUCCAACAUCUUCACAGUUAUACGAAAAAACACACAAAUGAAGCCAACAUGAUACCAAAAUUUCGCCAAUAUUUUUCUUGGAUUUGUGUGAAUUUUAUUUUUAUUCUGUACUAC
Molecule: messenger RNA, 1403 nt
Organism: Trichobilharzia szidati
Lineage: Eukaryota; Metazoa; Platyhelminthes; Trematoda; Strigeidida; Schistosomatidae
Source: the annotation of a GenBank genome assembly